AUGAGACGUCCUUCCUCCGGGCUACUCGCGCGCCACUCAUGGAUCUGUACUGGGUGCAGAGCCAGAGCCAGAGCCAGCUACUCCUCCGCCGCGAAUCUCAGCAAAUCCAAGAACCUCCCCCAGACGCCCGCCAGGACUCGUUUUGCGCCGUCGCCUACCGGAUAUCUUCAUCUCGGAUCUUUGCGGACUGCAUUAUUUAACUAUCUCCUUGCGAAACGGACCGGGGGACAGUUUCUGCUGCGGAUUGAGGAUACAGAUCAGAAACGGACAAUUCCUGAUGCGGAACAGCGAUUAUAUGAGGACUUACAGUGGGCUGGGUUGAAUUGGGAUGAAGGCCCGACGGUUGGAGGUCCUUACGGUCCAUACAGACAGUCCGAACGAACCACUAUCUACCGAACACACGCCCACGACCUAGUCUCCAACGGCCAUGCCUACCGCUGCUUCUGCUCCUCAGAACGCCUCGACUCCCUCGCCAGACACCGCAACGCAGCCGGUCUCUCCGCAGGAUACGACAGACAAUGCGCCGACAUCCCCACAGCCGAAUCCGAGGAGCGAGCAUCCAAAAAUGAGACACAUGUGGUUCGAUUGCGGGCAAACGAUUACCCCAUGUUCAACGACCUAGUCUACGGUAAGACAGGACAGAACCGCCCCAAAAGCAAAUUGGAUAUGAUCGAGCGCGUUUGGGAUGAUCCGAUCUUGGUCAAGUCCGACGGACACCCAACGUAUCACCUUGCUAACGUGGUGGAUGACCAUCUUAUGGACAUUACCCAUGUCAUCCGCGGCACGGAAUGGAUGCCCUCCACGCCCAUGCACGUCGCCUUGUAUAACGCCUUCAACUGGACGCCUCCGAGCUUCGGCCACGUUCCCCUUCUAGUCGACAAGGCGGGACAGAAACUCAGCAAGCGGAAUGCCGAUAUCGACCUGUCAUCGUUCAAGGACAAGCAGGGCCUGUUCCCAGAGACACUGGUAAACUUCGCUGCGCUCCUGGGCUGGUCUCAUACCCAGAAGUCGGACGUCUUCAACCUUGAAGAAUUGGAGCAAAUCUUCAACCUAAAAAUCACCCGCGGCAACACCACCGUCGCCUUCGAAAAGCUCUGGUUCCUCCAAAAAGCACACGCCCAACGAGCUGCCGCAACCAACAGCCCUACCUUCCAAGACAUGAUAACCCGCCUCUCCAACCUCGUCCAAGAAAUUAUACCCAUCGAACAACUAAAACCAAUCCUCCAAUCGCGCCCCAUACCCGAGUACAUAACCCCGAUCCUCCACGCCGACGCAAAAUCCUACACCACGGCCUCCGAGUUCCUACAACGCAAUGCAACAUUCUUCACAACUACUCUCACCAGACAACCCUACGCCCCAACGCCCGCCAACGAAAAAGAACCAAUCCCAAUGAGCGCUCUACACACCGCUGCCGCAGCGUUAUCACUCGUCCCGGACGCUCAUUGGAUGGUCGACACGCACCGCGCGAAUAUCUCUUCGUAUGAUGGGGGUAUUGUUGUCUCUACCCCUCCAAACCAAGAGCAGCUGCAACCCGAAGAUGCUGAGAAAACGCGCGUUGCAACCGACAAACGCUUUAAGAAAGAACUGUAUCAUUAUCUCCGGUGGGCGCUGUCUGGCGGUGCCCCUGGGCCGGGGAUUCCGGAGACGAUGGCGAUUUUGGGCCGUCAGGAGUCUGUAAAGAGACUGGAGGAGGGUAGAAGGUUGACUAUGCAGUUAGCGGAGGGGGAAGAGACGGUUGAGAAGGGUGAGAGUGACGAGGGAAAGGAUCAAGACAAGGCGUGGAUGGGGUCGCUGGCGCCGAGGUAG
Molecule: messenger RNA, 1806 nt
Organism: Aspergillus glaucus CBS 516.65
Lineage: Eukaryota; Fungi; Ascomycota; Eurotiomycetes; Eurotiales; Aspergillaceae
Product: glutamate--tRNA ligase MSE1
Exons: 6
Coding region: 1-1806 (601 amino acids)
Biological process (GO): glutamyl-tRNA aminoacylation
Molecular function (GO): ATP binding; glutamate-tRNA ligase activity; tRNA binding
Source: RefSeq, a predicted model, not a curated record